GUGUCAGUGAGAGAGGGAGCGAGAGAGGAAAAGAGAGAGAGAAAAGGAGAGAGAGAGAGAGCUAGCUGUAAACCUAGCGCAGGAUCGCCUUGCCUUUCCUCCGAUGACUACACCCGAGAGGAGGAGCGUGAGGCGCGUAGUGGGCGUCAGAAUCCUCAAUUUGCAACUUAGCAUCCUGGCAGGACACUCUCCGGAGCAAAAGCCCCGUCCGAAAAGCAGCUCCGUUCAAAAAAAGCUGAAAAGAAAAGGAAAAACAACAGAAAAAAGACCCCCUCCCACAACUUCAAACUUCUGCCCCGCGCGGCAUGACAGACGCGGCGCGCGCGGGCGCCCAAGCAGCGGCUCGAGAACUUGGACCGGAGCUUGAAAAACAAGAAAAGCAACAUCAACAAUAACAAAAAUAACAACAUAGCCGGUGGAGCGGCAGUGGCCGCCUAUAUGCAUUCGACUCUCUCUCCAGCUCGCGCCGCCACCAUCGUCGUUGCCGCGAGGAAGAGGAGGACGGACGCGGUUCGGGACUCUAUGAAAGAGAGCGGAGCGCGCGCGAGAGAGUAGCGGGGAGGAGGGGUAAAGGAAGGUGAAGGAAAAGAAGAAGAAAAGAAUAGACAAGGAAAAAAUAAUAAAAAGUAAGAGAAAAAGUGAGAAGCCAUCGCGGUUCUUUCCAAGCUUGGUCAUGGCGUACCCUCAGGGCUAUUUGUAUCAGCCGUCCGCCUCUUUGGCGCUCUACUCGUGUCCGGCGUACAGCACGAGCGUGAUCUCGGGGCCGCGCACGGAGGAGCUCGGCCGCUCGUCCUCGGGCUCAGCUUUUGCACCCUACGCCGCCGGUUCCACGGCGUUCAGCGGCGCCUCGCCCGCCUACAGCUCGCACCUCCCGUAUGGCGCGGACGCGGCCGCUGCCGCCACCUUCACCUCGUACGUGAGUUCUCCGUACGACCACACGUCGGGCAUGGCGGGUUCCAUCGGCUACCACCCGUAUGCGGCGCCUUUAGGUUCCUACCCGUAUGGGGACCCGGCAUACCGGAAGAACGCCACACGCGACGCCACGGCCACGCUGAAGGCCUGGCUUAACGAGCACCGAAAAAAUCCGUAUCCUACGAAGGGCGAGAAGAUAAUGCUGGCCAUCAUCACUAAAAUGACCCUCACCCAGGUGUCCACCUGGUUCGCCAACGCCAGGAGGAGGCUAAAGAAGGAGAACAAGAUGACGUGGACUCCGAGAAACCGCAGCGAGGACGAGGAGGAAGAAGAGAACAUCGACCUGGAGAAGAACGACGACGACGAGCCCAGCAAGACCGCGGACAAGGGGGACACGGACACGGAGACAGACUCGAAGCUGCUCCACCCUGGCGAUGCCCUGUGUGACCGGUUUACGACGGACACCCCCGGUAAAGACGCAGAACCACUUCAAAGCGAUUCGGAGCUGAAGGAGACGGACGCGCGCACGGAGCUUCUUGGGGACCCCGCGCGUGCCACCACGUCGUCGCCGUCGCUUUUGGCCGCGCGUGACAAGAUGCCCGAGGCCGCAGGCCUGGCAGUGGCGCGAGGCGUGAGCGCGCUCAUCGGCGGCAGUGGUGUCGGCCACGUUACCUCUGUGAUCCAUCCUCCUUCUCUUCCUCUUUCUCUUCCUCCUCCACCUCCUCCACCUUCUGGUGGUCCCCCAGCCGGUCCCCCUGCCCCGUCCGUACCUAAACCCAAACUGUGGUCGCUGGCCGAAAUCGCUACCUCGUCGGACAGGUGCAGAGGAAGCGGGGAGGCGCAGACGCAGGCCGCAGCUAACCAGGCGCCUGGAAACCCGUCGCCCACCCGGACGUCACCUCAGUGUGCGCCCUUGGCGGGCGGCGCCGUACUCUCGCGCCCCCUGUACUACACUACGGCACCAUUUUACGCGGGCUACACGAACUACGGCACUUUCGGACACCUGCACGGACAUAGCCAUGGACACGGCGCCGGCACAGGUGCGGGUGCAGGCGCAGGCGCGGGCGCAAGCUCGGCGGCGGCGGCGGCGGCGGCGGUGGCAGCGGCCGCGCACUUCAAUGGAAUAAAUCAGAGCGCGCUGAAUCGGGCCGAAGCUCUAGCGCGAGACAGCAAGGGCAGAGGGCAAACGCAGCUAGAGCUGUGUAAAGACUCUCCUUAUGAACUCAAGAAAGGUAUGUCCAACAUUUAAAACGGGAAUUCAGCCUCCACUCUGAGCUCACGGACUUUAUUAUUUAUUAUUUGUGGUUGCUUAAUUAAAAAAAGCAAAAACAAAAUGAAAAAAAGAAGAUGAAAAGAUAAUAAUACUGCUAAAGGAAUUUCCCAGGACAGUUAUUUUCUGAGUCAAAUGCUUAUCCUCAAAUCUUAGUUUCUGAAUGGUUAAUCGAGAUGUAACAUCUAAAGAAUUGUCUUAAAACGCUGCAGCCGCCUGAGUCUAUUUGUAUUAAAAACUAAUAUGUAUA
Molecule: messenger RNA, 2432 nt
Organism: Astyanax mexicanus (Mexican tetra)
Lineage: Eukaryota; Metazoa; Chordata; Actinopteri; Characiformes; Acestrorhamphidae
Gene: irx5a
Product: iroquois homeobox 5a
Exons: 3
Coding region: 674-2161 (495 amino acids)
Biological process (GO): cell development; regulation of transcription by RNA polymerase II; neuron differentiation
Cellular component (GO): nucleus
Molecular function (GO): DNA-binding transcription factor activity, RNA polymerase II-specific; RNA polymerase II cis-regulatory region sequence-specific DNA binding
Source: RefSeq, a predicted model, not a curated record